UGCCCGAACCCGCGUGUGGAGGCCUCCGCGGGGAUUCUCUGUGACUGCGCCGCUGCCACCCACUGCCCAGUGUGGUUUCCCAGAGGGAAGCUCUUCUUCCUGCUUAGUUUCUACCUUUGACCUAUUUUUCUGGGAGUUUCCUCUAACACACCCAAAGUAAAAGUCCAUACUGAAGAGAGCAAGUCCCAGAAAAAGGUCAAGAUGGGGUUUAUAUUUUCAAAAUCUAUGAACGAAAACAUGAAAAAUCAGCAAGAGUUCAUGCAAAUGAAUGCCCGACUUCAGCUGGAAAGGCAACUAAUGAUGCAGAAUGAAAUGAGGGAAAGACAAAUGGCCAUGCAAAUUGCUUGGUCUCGGGAAUUCCUCAAAUAUUUUGGAACGUUUUUUGGCGUUACAGCCAUCUCUUUAACAGCUGGAGCAAUAAAAAGUAAAAAGCCAGCCCUCCUCAUCCCUAUUGUUCCAUUAAGCUUUAUUUUCACCUACCAGUAUGACUUGGGCUAUGGAACCCUUCUACAAAGAAUGAAAAGUGAAGCUGAGGAUGUACUGGAAACAGAAAAGAAUAAGUUGGAGCUGCCAAGAGGAAUGAUCACUUUUGAAAGUCUUGAAAAAGCCAGAAGGGAGCAGAGUAAAUUCUUCAUAGAGAAAUGAAAUAAUGUUUACCCACCAAAUCUCUAAGCACAAAAAGAUUGGCUUGAAUCAUGGUUUUUACAAUUUUCUAAUCACUCAAAAUUUUGAUACAAUGGAUUUUAUUUUAAAAUAUUAAAAUGCAAGAUGAGUUUUGUUGAGCUAUUUUAAAAUAAAAUUUGUAACAUUAAACACAAAAUCAUGGAGGUACUCUAAAUAACUUUCAUAUUUCCUACAUAUGUGUGAAAUACCUAAGUGUAAAAUUAAUAAAUUAUGUUUAUUUGAAGUCCUAGAAGCAAA
Messenger RNA from Otolemur garnettii (small-eared galago), 921 nucleotides. RefSeq names its product plasminogen receptor with a C-terminal lysine (gene PLGRKT). The transcript is spliced from 6 exons. The coding region runs from base 202 to 645 and encodes 147 amino acids. Lineage: Eukaryota; Metazoa; Chordata; Mammalia; Primates; Galagidae. Gene Ontology annotation, cellular component: plasma membrane. Gene Ontology annotation, biological process: positive regulation of plasminogen activation. The record is from RefSeq and is a predicted model, not a curated record.